AUGUCAAACAUUGGCGCUUCCGCCGUCAAACCGGAACCAAGUCCCGGACUGGCGAUCAAAUCAGAACCCGACGCAAAAGACAAUGACAUUGCGAUGCUAUCAGAUGAGGAUAUCUAUGAGGAUACGGGUGAUUUAGAUUUUGCGAAUGCCGCGCAAGAUGUAUGGCUGACGAGGAUUCCGAAAAUUCUCUGGGAGAAUUGGUCGAAACUCGACGACGAUGAGGAGAUACAGAUCGGCACAGUAAGGGUGGAAGGGCCGCCAACCGACAUUAAGCGGAUCAGUCUUCGAUUACUCGAUAUCCCCCAGAAUGAGGGAGUACCGAAGGAUUAUAAUCUGAAACGCCAGAAUAUAAAUGCAGAUCGGACUGCUUACGCCGUGCAGAAUACGUUUAUAUUUACAGAGAAGGAUCUUCCUGGGUAUAAAGACAGGGCGCAUCUUCUAUUCAAUGAAAACCAGCCCCACGGGCGAUCGUACGUGUACGAGCAAAUGAAACGGGAUUCAAGGAAGAAGGCAAACAAGAAGAAGUGGGAGCCAUAUACAAGGAAAACUAUUCCAAAGCAAACGGCCAUCGCUGCGCGAGUACACGAUGAGUUCAACUGCCUUCCCGUUGAAAAUGAGGAAUAUCAUAGAAUAGCCGAGAAAAGAGCUCUAGAAGCCCUUAAACCGAAGAGAAACACCAAGUUUAUCGAAAGAGUUACUGGCAAAAUGUUGCAGCCGAAGACUGCUCAAGCUGCCGACAAGUCCAACUUUAUUCAAGUUACGAAACCCCCAAGGAUUCGCACCCAAGACAACAAAACCGCCCGUAUGCCGCAAAACGAGCUCCUGGACCUCAUCUACGCCUGUUUCCGACGAUACAGGUACUGGCCAUUUAAAUCCCUCAAAGCCGAGCUUAAGCAGCCAGAGGCUUACCUCAAGCAAACCUUGGAGAUGGUCGCACACCUUGUCAAGAGUGGUGAUUUUGCGAUGACAUGGGAGCUUAAGCCGGAAGCACGGGAAGCAAGCUACGCGAACGCCAUGGCGUAUAAAGAUGCGAAGCAGGAGCUGGCUCCAAGCGCGAUGGAUGAAGGUUCUGAGGCAGAGCCAACCGCUUCCGGAAUUGGUACCGAUAAUGAUGAUGAAGAAAACAUUAAAUUUGAAAAUGUGGUUUGA
This is a messenger RNA of Coccidioides posadasii C735 delta SOWgp, 1149 nucleotides long. RefSeq lists its product as uncharacterized. Gene Ontology annotation, biological process: transcription by RNA polymerase II; transcription initiation at RNA polymerase II promoter. Lineage: Eukaryota; Fungi; Ascomycota; Eurotiomycetes; Onygenales; Onygenaceae. The record is from RefSeq and is a predicted model, not a curated record. Gene Ontology annotation, cellular component: transcription factor TFIIF complex.